This is a messenger RNA of Linum trigynum, 3635 nucleotides long. The record is from the annotation of a GenBank genome assembly. Lineage: Eukaryota; Viridiplantae; Streptophyta; Magnoliopsida; Malpighiales; Linaceae.
AUAAGCGGUUUCUUCUUCUUCGACUUGGUAGCCUGGUACGUUUUCUUUUAUCCAUCUGAUGAAUUGAUUGGUGAAUUUACAAGAACCUUUUUUUACUGCUCAUUUUUUCCCCUUCCUUUGUAUGCUCUAGAACGACUCCCACGUGUAGUGCUAAUCACCAGAGAAUGCAAUCCAAUUUGAUUUCUGAGUUGUCGGCUGAAACGCCGGGGCUGGUUCUUCACGGCCGUAUCUGUAGAAAAUGGAAACCCCGAAACCCCAACACGGAUAGGGUUCUGCGCCUCGAUAUGAUCUGCCUAGACAGAAAGGGAGAUGCUGUUUGGAUUCAAGUGCCAAAAUCUUGCAUGGACAGAUUUGACCAACGCGUGGAAGAACAAAACACAUACCGCAUUGCCAACUUCAAGGUGGUUGCGGAGACCAAAGGCUAUCGUCCUGUUCCCAAUGGUUUAUUCGUGGAAUUGGAAUCAACGUCCACCAUUGAACCAACUCCUGAUCAUGUCCCUCCGUUCCCAACCCAAUGCUUCAGAUUUCUGAAGCACGAAGACAUGUUCCCGAACCGUGAUCAACGAACCAUUUUGCUAGAUGUUGUAGGACAGCUUCUGGAGUUCUCGAAAACCAAGUCAUCUACUUCAAUAAACCGGAAUUCCAAGAGAAAGGAAAUCAAGAUCAUGUUGCCAGAGGGAAUUCCCGUAAAAGUGGUCUUAUGGGGAAGAUUGGGUCUUCAAUUAGAACAGAUAAUUGAUGCUGCCACGAAUCCGAAAAUCAUUCUGAUCAUAUCAUCUGUGAUGGUGUCUGAGUUUAAUGGGGAACUGAAACUAUCAUCAUCUAGCGCAUCAGUAAUGUAUGACAACUUAGAUGUACAUGAAGUGAACACACUUCGAGACAGCAAUGAUGCGUUGGAUGCUCCAAGAUUGCAUGAAGAAAAAGGUCCAGAGGUUAUUGGUCCUCUUUCCAUUCAAGAGUUAAAGAAUUUUACCAGUGAUGCUGCUAAUCUGAACAAAAUCGUCUCUGUAACUUGCAAAGUUGACAAAGUGUUGAAUGAUUGGUUUUAUGAUGGUUGCACCAAAUGCCCAUGCAAAGUACAAGCUGAAGCGGAUAAGUUUUAUUGUAACAAAUGUCAGACCACAAGUAGAAACAGUGUGAAAAGGUUUCGAGUUCAAGUUUCUGUGAAUGAUCCAACGGGGGAGGCUGUCUUUGUACUCUUUGAUGGUGAAGGGAAGAAGUUUUUUGGAAUUUCAGCACAGGCUUUGUACGCUGAUAAGGAAAACGAGCCAAGUGAUGUGCCCGCUGCACUACUAACAAUUGAACACAUGGAAGUUGAGUUCCAUAUAAAGGUUAAGGAGUUCAAUGUAAAGAAAUCUUCACAUGAAUUCACUGUUUGGAAGAUCAAUGAGGCUAAGGAAUCUGCGAACUCAACCACCAAAAUUUCUGAGCCAAUUCAGGAGAACACGUUGUCUUCACAGCAAGGGGGUGGCUCCACCCAUUCUAUUAGUACCAGCACUGUUGUUGAUAUUGAAGAUGAAGAUUUCGAUACUACCAACCGCUCGAACCUGGAACUCCGUCAUAAUGAAAAUGCGAGUGCUACACCUUCAACCAACAAUCUAAAGAGGAAGCAACGUGCCGAUUCGGGAAAUGAUGAUAGUGAUGUUUAGGCAAAUGUUUUCAUGUUUGUUAACGACAGUUUGUUUAUAGCUGCUGAAGGAUUUAUGGACUGUGAAUUGUUUUCCUUCUGUUGCACCCUCUUUUCCCCUCUUAAUAAUAUCUCUGUUAGUUUGGGAACAAUUAAGUAGAAGGUAAUCAAGUAGCGUUGUGGUUUUUCGUUUGGGACAAUGAAUUCAUUAUCUCCUUUAACUUUAAUGACUUCUUCGAAUGUUGAUUCCCAUAAUCAUUUCAAACUCUAAAUUAACGUAGUUUACAUUUCACCACAUGCAAAACUUAUUGCCAAAAUAAUGGCAUGUAAAACAACUACUCCCUGGUUAUUAAUACACUAAUUACUCUAAAAGGGCCCAACCCAGUUCCUAGGAAAACAAAGAAGGCCAUUCUUCUGGGCCAUUAUUGAGUCCACAAAUCCCAUAAACUAGAUUCCGAAAAUCACACCUCACAUAUAUAAUUCUUAACCAAAAAAUCACACCUCACCGCCACUCCACCACCCACGUAGCACUCCACCACCCACGUCCUUCUUCUUAUAAAGCCAGUUAUUCCCGUCACCAUACUUCUCAUAUUCCAACUAUUUUUCAUUCAUACCCUAGAGAUCUCAUUAUCCCAAUCCAGCCUUCACUCUCACGCACUCAGAAAAUGCCUGUUUACCCAAUCGCACGCUUGACUCUUCAUGGCAAUCCGUGGCCUAUCCGAGUUAGGCUGUUGAGGUUAUGGGUCAAAUUGGCUGCAAAUGGCGAUGCCAUUCAACACGUCAUGCUUUUGUUCCUUGACAAAUUGGUAAGUAUUUCUUGCUAUUCACUAUCUUAAUAACAAUGUCCUCCCACUGAAUUAUGUUCUGUGUUAUUCUAUAUAGGGCGUACAGAUUCAAGCUGUCAUCCGUCGCUGUCAUGUACACACAUUUCUGCCGACAUUUUGUCCAGGCGGGAUAUAUAGAAUCACCGAUUUUGACGUUGAAGAAAGCUUCUCCUCCCAACGGGUUGCUGUAAAUGAUUUGAUGAUUUCGUUUCGUGGAAAUACGUUGGUUGAACAGCUUGAAGAGUCAUUGGAUAUCCCCCAUUUCAGCUUUCGAUUUUUGUCCUCCUGGGACUUCCCUCUUGCUGUGGCCAACCCAUUAUACCUCCCAGGUACCUUCUGCCUUUGCUUCUUUUUAGUUGUAGACAAAUGUUUUACGUUCAAUCGUCACAAGAACACUAUAUGACUCAUGCUUCCAUAAUUAUUUAGAUUUGGUAGGUGUUGUAGUGAGCUGUGCGCCAAUUAUGUUGCCAUACCCCACUGUUCCCACUCUUCGCAACAAACGAAUCUUGCUCCGAUUGCUUGAGUUAGUAUGGAUUCAUAUUUUAAAAUUUUCCCUUCAUUUACAAUUAUCCAUAUUUAUUAACAAUAUUCACGUCAUGUAGGGGAAACAUAAUUGAAAUAUUAUUAUGGGACUCUUUUAUCCCAAUGUUUGAAGCUCUUACAACCGAUGAUGCAGCAGUUGGUCAGGUUGUUGUUUUCACUUCUUUAUUUAUCCACAACAACGAAGGUACAAAUCCUAAGGUCUCUUUUAUUUACUUUUUAUGUCUACAUUUUUGCAUGGUUGUUUUUUUUUUCAUUGGAUGACACUAUAUAGACUUUUUUUUUUAUUAUCGAUCAACUGUCUGCCAUUAUUUUUUGAAUGUUACAUGUUCCUUAGGAAAUUAUUUCUUUCAUGCCUCUCGAGCGACAAAGAUUUAUGUCAAUCUUCAUUGUCCCCGCGAGCACCCAUUGUUAAAUCAGUGAGUGUUUUUUAUGCAAUAUAUUGUUUGGGGAUGAGAAUUUAUCCUAAUAUUAUUAGUAUUAAGAUUACAAAAAUUCCCCAUAUUAGGCAACUAAAUGACUCCAUGGCCGCACGACUGGCAUAUGCGGAUGCCAUCUCAAGAUCUCAAUAUUCUUCAGUUCAUGAACUCAACUCUGUUAAACGCGUCCAAGAGAAUAUGGUAAAAUGAACCUCUACCUCUUAA